AUGGCGAGUUUAUCUGAGAUCCAUGAUGGCUCUGCAUUUCCCAAACCAUUCACCUGUGAACAUUGCUCACAGGCAUUUUCCACUGAGUCAGAUUUGAGGAGACAUCUAAAAACCCAUACUGAAGGGAAACCAUUCACCUGUGAACACUGCUCACAGGCAUUUUCCACUGAGUCAGAUUUAAGGAGACAUCUAAAAAUCCAUACUGAAGGGAAACCGUUCACCUGUGAACACUGCUCACAGGUAUUUUCCACUGAGUCAGAUUUAAGGAGACAUCUAAAAAUCCAUACUGAAGGGAAACCAUUCACCUGUGAACACUGCUCACAGGCAUUUUCCACUGAGUCAGAUUUAAGAAGACAUCUCAAAACCCAUACUGAAGGGAAACCAUUCACCUGUGAACACUGCUCUCAGGCAUUUUCCACUGAGUCAGAUUUAAGAAGACAUCUCAAAACCCAUACUGAAGGGAAACCAUUCACCUGUGAACACUGCUCUCAGGCAUUUUCCACUGAGUCAGAUUUAAGAAGACAUCUCAAAACCCAUACUGAAGGGAAACCAUUCACCUGUGAACACUGCUCUCAGGCAUUUUCCACUGAAACUUCUGAUUUAAAAACACAUCUGAGAGUUCACACCGGCGAGAAACCAUUUGCCUGUGAACAUUGUUCAAAGCAAUUUUCCAGAGCGUCAAGUUUAAAGAUACAUCUGAGAAUCCAUACUGGCAAGAAGCCAUUUUCCUGUGAAUUGUGUUUUAAGGAAUUUUCUCAGUCAGGAAGUUGGAAAGCACACUUAAGAACCCAUACAGGGGAAAAGCCAUUUUCCUGUGAAGUGUGUUCUAAGAAGUUUUCUAAACUAUCCCACCUGAAGCGCCACUUGAGAACCCAUACUGGGGAUGAGCCUUUUUCCUGCUAA
Uloborus diversus is the source of this 903-nucleotide messenger RNA. Its product is annotated as oocyte zinc finger protein XlCOF6-like. The coding region runs from base 1 to 903 and encodes 300 amino acids. The record is from RefSeq and is a predicted model, not a curated record. Gene Ontology annotation, cellular component: nucleus. The transcript has 3 exons. Lineage: Eukaryota; Metazoa; Arthropoda; Arachnida; Araneae; Uloboridae. Gene Ontology annotation, biological process: regulation of transcription by RNA polymerase II. Gene Ontology annotation, molecular function: DNA-binding transcription factor activity, RNA polymerase II-specific; RNA polymerase II cis-regulatory region sequence-specific DNA binding.